AUGUCGCCAAUCCCUCAUGUUUCUAUAAAUGCUGCAUUCCGUUCAUCUAGGCAUAAUGAAGCCUACAUCUUCAUGAACAAUUUGUAUGUAGUGCUGAAUUAUGGUCCGGGAUCCACAACUGAUAAAGUUCUGAAUGGUGGGCGACUACUUCGUAUUUCUGAUGGGUUUCUAUCACUUGCUGGUACUCCAUUUGGAGAACAUGGUAUAGAUUGCGCCUUUGACACUGAUCGCAACGAGGCCUACAUCUUCUCCGGGAACCUUUGUGCCUACAUAGACUAUGCUCCAGGAACCAGAGGUGAUGACAAAAUACUCAAAGGUCCCUUGUCAAUCUCUGACAUCUUUCCUUGCUUGAAGAGUACAGUGUUUGAGAAAGGGAUAGAUGCUGCAUUCAGGUCAACUAAGAGCAAUAAAGCUUACAUUUUCAGAGGAGGCCACUAUGGUGUUCUAAACUAUGCUUCCAACACUGUGAACAUAGAUACCAUUAGAAAUUCAUGGUAUUCUUUGGCAGGCACAGUCUUUGAAAGUGGAAUUGAAGCAGCUUUUGCUUCUCAUGUGCCCAAUCGAGCUUACAUCUUCAAAGGAGACCACUAUGCGGCUAUCAAUUUUGUUCCAGGCACACAUGAUGGUGAUGACUACAUGGUCGGUGGUGAUACUAGGCUUAUCUCUGAUUAUUGGCCCGGUAUUGGAGGCGUAUUGGCAAGGAAGAAUGGCAUAAGGAGAGCUUGA
This is a messenger RNA of Lotus japonicus, 726 nucleotides long. Its product is annotated as albumin-2-like. Lineage: Eukaryota; Viridiplantae; Streptophyta; Magnoliopsida; Fabales; Fabaceae. Bases 1 to 726 code for a protein of 241 amino acids. The record is from RefSeq and is a predicted model, not a curated record. The transcript has a single exon.